CUUAUCUUAUUCAUCUAUCAUCACUACAAAAAACCCUAAUUAUUAUUAAGCCAUCUUUCAACCUAAUUAAGCUACAUCGAUCUCUUUUAUACAAUUAAGUUAACCCUUUAAAUUAACUUUCUCGUACAAGUUCUUAUUCGAUCUAGCUAGUCAUGGCACCACCACAUGGAGAAGCCGUUCUUUCAUCCUUCCCCAUCCCAACAAGAAACUUCUCCAAACCACCAAGGUUAUCUAACGACAACCUAAAAAGGACGGUUUCUGACAUUGCUUUUGAAUUAAGCAAAGAGAUUGAUAGAGAAAUAGAAGAGUCGUCACAACUAGCACUACCACCUAUUUCUGAGGCACAAGAUGCAAAGUGUGAGUGUUGUGGAAUGAGUGAAGAGUACACACCUGAGUACAUAAAACGUGUACGUGACAAGUUUCUAGGUAAGUGGAUAUGUGGGUUGUGCUCUGAAGCCGUUAAAGAAGAAAUGGAGAAAAAUGGAGGAAUGUGUAAAGAAGCCCUAGAAACUCACAUGAGCCAUUGUCAUAGGUUCAAUAAGCUCGGUAGGGCUUAUCCGGUUCUAUGUCAAGCUCAAGCCAUGAGAGAGAUUUUGAAGAAGAGUACUAGGAUUAGGGCUAAGUCUAUGAGCCCUAGAGAUAACGUGAACCUCAAGAAAGGUGGCAUAACUAGGAGUUCAAGUUGCAUGCCUUCCAUGAUGAAUGACCUUACUCUUAACAACUAAUUAUAUUGAUUAAAUUAAUUACCAUGCUUUAAUUUUGUGUUGUACACUAAUAAGUUUUUUUUUUUUUUAUUAACUUCUAGGUUGGUUUUUGGUGGUUGACAUCGAAUUAAUUCAUUGUUUUUAACACCUCCUUUUUUUGGGCUUUAAGGAGGAUUUAAUUUUCUUGGAUUAACAUAAGUUGUGCUUAAUUAUCCCACUUUGUUAGACUCAUACACCCUUUUAGGGUUUUUUGAGUGGGUUAAUACUAGCAUAUACUAAAUGGGUUGAUGAAAACCAUAUAUAAUUAGAUAAUUAAUGUAAUAUGUCUAUGUAAUGAGACUAAUUAAGUUGUUUUGUUAGAGCUUUGCCAUCUUUGGCUUAUCCUUUCGGCCUAACUGGAAGUCGAUCAUCUCUACUUAUUGUAAUCUUUGUAUUAUAUUAUGAAAAAUCUAAUAAAAAGAAAAUUUGUAUCAUUAAAA
Spinacia oleracea (spinach) is the source of this 1183-nucleotide messenger RNA. RefSeq lists its product as uncharacterized. The coding region runs from base 153 to 725 and encodes 190 amino acids. The record is from RefSeq and is a predicted model, not a curated record. NCBI's taxonomy places the organism in Eukaryota, Viridiplantae, Streptophyta, Magnoliopsida, Caryophyllales, Amaranthaceae. The transcript has a single exon.